GUUACAGAUGGGGAUUCAUGUUUGAACGCAUAGCAAUAAUUUUCAGUAAAACAGACAAACGACGGUAAAUAUAUCCCGUCCCUGGAGCUUGGGAGGCCUAGACGCUCUGGUGAAUUCUGCAACGCGAAUUAUAGUUAGACAACGAUUUCCGACUUUUAUCCAUUGCUGACCGAUCUCAGACCAACAGGCAGACUGGGUUGGCGGGUGCUUCGUUUCGAAACGCUGGUAUGUUCUAGACGUUCUAUUUUUUUCGAGCGAACUCAGCUGAUUGUGACGUAGCACGGCGAGCCGGGAGAAGGGCAAAGUGUGUACGGCGGCUGGGCCAGAGAGACAGAGGGCUCGUCAAGUUACGGUCCGGGGGCAGGCCGCCCGGGAAUAAGAAACUAUUACGGUUGGAUUAUAUUGUUUCGUGGUGGUGGCAGGACGUUAGGCUUAUUACGCGGACCCUCGUCGACUGAAGAGCGCGCAUUCUAGAAGCAGUCCAUAAUAAUCCAUUCCUAUUCUAAGAGGGGCGAGGACGGACAGUUGGCGACACUCUUAACAAGUGUGUGUGUGUGUUCCCUCUGACUGUGUGUGAGGGAGGUGGUGGUGGGAGUCAUGGUGGAUUACUAUGGCGUCCUGGGAGUGACAAGGACCGCCACUCCUGAGGAUAUUAAGAAGGCCUACAGGAAGCAGGCCCUGCGUUGGCACCCAGACAAGAACCCAGACAACAAGGAGGAGGCGGAGAGGAAGUUUAAGGAGCUGGCUGAGGCCUAUGAAGUGCUGUCAGACAAGGGGAAACGCGACGCCUAUGACAACUUUGGCACCAGCAGGCCACACACAGGCUCCUGUGGGUCUCCAGGGCCAGAGGACUUCCAAGGGUUCACCUUCACAUUCCGCAGCCCAGAGGAGGUGUUCCGCGAGUUCUUCGGCGGUCAGGACCCCUUUGCCAGUUUCUUCGAUGACUUCCCCUUCGGAGGGAUGCACAGUGGUUUCCACGGACACCCAGGCUCCUCCCGCCUCGGUCCUGGCCGAUUCUUCUCCUUCCCCUCCUCUGGAGCGGACUUCACUUCCUUCUCCUCGUCCAUGGGGGGGGUCGACGGGAUGGCCGGCAUGGGCGGAGCCAGCUUCAAGUCUGUCUCAACGUCAACGCGCAUCGUCAACGGCAAACGCACCACCACUAAGAAGAUCAAAGAGAACGGCCAUGAGAGAACAGAGAUUGAGGAGGAUGGGGUUCUGAAGACUGUUCUCAUUAACGGCGUAAAGGACGAGCUAGCUCUGGCUCUGGAGCUCAGCAAGAGAGAGCAGCAGCCCAGCCAGCCGUCGCCGCGGCAACACCUCCAACAUCCGCCGCCCCGGUCGCCCGCCGAGCGCCGGCCUCCGCGCCCCCCCCCCCGCCGCCGCUCCACCGCCCCGGCCCCCGCCCCGGCCCCCGCCCAGCGCUCCUUCAGCGCCGCGCCCUACUUCCGCUACCCGGAGGACAGCGAUGAGGAGGAGGAGGAUGAAGACCUCCAGCUGGCGCUAGCCUGCAGCCUGUCGGAGAUGGAGGCCCAGCAGAGGGCUACUGCCGUCUACCCAGACUCAGACUUCCAGGCCUUCACUGGCUGAUUGGCCACUGCUGCUCCUUGCCCCGCCCCCCGAGGUCUCAAACGCCACGAAGCACUUGUCUCUCUGCCUGGCUUGCCUGCAGCUGAUCGUCACUUUCAAAGUUUUAUUUGAAAAAUAAUCUCAAACUGACAAUACCGAUGUAUGUACCGAUGUGUGUGUGAGUGUGUAAAUAGCUGAAAGAAACACUGGAUUCUUUGUGUUUUAAAAGCAACUCAUCUCCAUUAAAACCAACCUC
Hypomesus transpacificus is the source of this 1822-nucleotide messenger RNA. It is a transcript of the gene dnajb2, whose product is annotated as DnaJ heat shock protein family (Hsp40) member B2. Lineage: Eukaryota; Metazoa; Chordata; Actinopteri; Osmeriformes; Osmeridae. The record is from RefSeq and is a predicted model, not a curated record. Gene Ontology annotation, molecular function: Hsp70 protein binding.